Vidua chalybeata is the source of this 2235-nucleotide messenger RNA. RefSeq names its product ankyrin repeat and SOCS box containing 5 (gene ASB5). The record is from RefSeq and is a predicted model, not a curated record. NCBI's taxonomy places the organism in Eukaryota, Metazoa, Chordata, Aves, Passeriformes, Viduidae. The coding region runs from base 788 to 1639 and encodes 283 amino acids. Gene Ontology annotation, biological process: protein ubiquitination; positive regulation of protein catabolic process; intracellular signal transduction. Gene Ontology annotation, molecular function: protein binding. The transcript has 12 exons.
CUUGAUUUCACUGGUGGUGUUAUUUGCCAUUCCCCUCCCUUGUUUCCUAUAGGAUGUUCCCAUUCAUUUCCACUUUGGUACACACAUGGUCAUUAUGUCAGUCUCCUUGCCUAGAAAUUUCCUUUAAUAGCUGGGCUUGUUCCUGGAAUCCUUUGUCGGAUGCCAUGGUGAUCUCACACCGUUGGCAGGCCCUAAGGUUCCAGUGCUGCAAGUACCGGGAGUAGGAGCAGGAGCUCAGCUGCAGGAGUCUGAAAGGGUGGAAGGCCUCAUGGCGACUGAAGGGAUAGGGAGAAGAAGAUGGGGACUGUCAAGCCAUUCUGUGCUCUAUAAUGAUGACAUGAGUACCUGCAGUGCGUGUCUGUUUAGCCUGUAGGAUGUGAAGUGCCGGCACUUCAGCAGGAUUGAUCCUUGUCAGCAGCUGAUGAUUAGUAGUCUUUUGAGAGAGAGUAGCUUGCUUUCUUUGGUUGACGUGUUUCUACUCUGAUGUUCAAGUUACGGAGCGAUUCCUUUCAUCAUCUGUAAACAAAAUAGCAAGUGUUGACACUGACCAUCAACAGAGAUUGCUAUGAGUUCUUUGUUUUCCCAUUGAAGUCAUAUUGGUUCUAACAUGGAACACACAGAUGGAAGCUUUGAGUAGCACACAGUUUGUACUUCAGCUGCCUCUUCUCGUCAUAUUUUAUGAAGAGUAGUGUUUGGAUUGUACUAAUGGGCUUGAGUUCCUGUUUAGAAAAGGACACAGCAGCUGCUUGAUGCUUCUGAAUUUCUUGUAAUUCUCAGAUUGAAAGAAAUGAGUAGGAUUUAUAAUUGCAAUUGGCUGGAAGUGCCAUGGGGAGAUGGAGAUUUAGGUUCUUGGGCAGAUCGCUCACCUCUGCAUGAGGCAGCCAGUCAAGGACGUCUUCUUUCUCUGAAGACUUUAUUGUCACAGGGGUACAAUGUAGACACGUUAACAAUUGACCAAGUAACUCCACUCCAUGAAGCCUGCCUGGGAGACCAUGUAGGAUGUGCAAGAAUCCUCCUUGAAGCAGGAGCAAAUGUAAAUGCUACAACAAUUGAUGGAGUGACACCUUUAUUUAAUGCCUGUUCGAGAGGCAGUGCUGCAUGUGCUGAGCUCCUGUUACAGUAUGGUGCCAAAGCUCAGUGGGAGUCUUGUCUGCCAUCACCAACACAUGAAGCAGCCAGCAGAGGUCACAGUGAAUGUCUGGAGGUACUGAUAUCCUGGGGUAUAGAUGUUGACCAAGAUCUUCCUCAUUUAGGAACACCUCUGUAUGUAGCUUGUGUUUCACAGCAGAUCCAUUGCAUUCGAAAGCUUCUUUAUGCAGGUGCCAACGUGCAGAAAGGAAAGCAUUUGCAAACUCCACUCCAUGCUGCUGCCCAGCAUUCUAGUACAGAGAUUGUAAACUUACUCCUUGAAUUUGGGGCAGACAUAAAUGCCAAAAAUUCAGAUUUUGAGAGGCCUGUUGAUUUAGCUGCCCCAAGCAGUUUAGUGGAAAGACUGCUGCUCUUCCACGAAGCCACACCAUCUUCUCUUUGUCAGCUCUGCCGACUAUGUAUCCGAAAUUACAUAGGAAGAGCUAGACUGCACCUUGUUCCACAACUCCAGCUGCCAACAAUACUUAAGAAUUUCUUACAGUACAGAUAACAUAGUAAUUAAUUGUUAGAAACUCAAAUAUAGCAAGUACAUUUUUUUUUUUCUCUGUUUAUUGUAUGUUUUAUCUAAGGAACUGCUGGGCGGAAAAAAAAAGCCUUUUGCAUAUUGCUUUAAAAAAAUGGUAUCUUUGACACCUGGUGUUGGUAAUGUAAUAGUAAUUGGGAGCCAUUCAGCAACUAGUGCCAAGGUGCUAAUCCAGCUGAAUUGAAUAAGUGCUGAUACUCUGGGACAUGAUUGUAUAACUUUAUCUUAACCCUUUAUAGCUUUAGUGCUUUAGUGCUGUUAACUUUAACUGUGUUUAUGUUUUUAAAAUCUGUUUGACACAUCUGAACCACAAAGAGUUUCUUCAUUAUUAUUUGUUAAGUUUGUCCAUUUGGAGUCAAUAUUUUAUGUAUUUUCAAAUUUCUGUUGUUCAUGUACCUAAAAAUACUUGGUAAUGGGUGCACUAUAUGCAUUGAUAAAAAUAAAACAAUUAGACAUCAAUUCUUUUUCUUUAUACAGAAAAUUCAUUAAUCACAGUGAGAAAGUUACUUUACUCUUCCUCACUGCCUGUGCUGUGAAUUGUAAUUAAACUGAUGUGAACAUAA